AUGGCUUCAUCUCCUAUGGGUGAACAUGGCACCUUCAAACCUGCACCGGGACCACAGUCUCAGAACAAGCCGGGAUUGGAGAGCAAAAUGAUAAAUCCCAGUGAGUCGACCAAACUGGAAGGCCUUCACGGCUUCUCGGAAUAUAUGGGUUCCGGGAAAUUGAAGGGCAAAAAUGCUCUUAUCACUGGCGGGGAUUCUGGGAUUGGAAGAUCAGUUGCUAUUCUGAUGGCUAGAGAGGGCGCGGAUAUCACUAUCGUUUAUUUGCCCUCAGAACAGCUUGACGCAGAGACAACCAGAAAGUCUAUUGAGCAAGAGAAGAGGAGUUGCCUUCUCAUCCCAGCCGAUUUGAGAGAUCGCAAAUUGUGCCAGCACGCAGUGGAUGAACAUGUGAAGAAAUACGGCACGGUCAAUAUACUUGUCAACAAUGCGUCGGCACAGUACCUAUGUACGGAAUUUGAGAACACAGAUCUGGAUAAGACUGAAGACAUCUUCAAAACCAAUAUCAUCCAGAUGAUUGCGAUGACGAAGUUUAGUCUUCCUCAUAUGGCACGAGGUGAUUCGAUCAUCAAUACUUCUUCUAUCGUGACUUUUCGUGGCUCGAAAACCAUGAUUGAUUAUGCCGCAACCAAGGGAGCUGUUAUCGGUUUUACUAGGUCUUUAGCACAAUCCUUGAUUCCAAAGGGUAUUCGGGUCAAUGCAGUCGCUCCAGGUGCAAUUUAUACACCAAUUCAAGUUGACACUCGAGAUGCCCAACAGAUGGAAGGAUGGGGUGGCGGGGCUAGCAUUGGACGACCAGGUGAGCCUAGUGAGGUUGCAACAAGCUUCGUCUUCUUGGCCAGUGCGGACGCCUCUCUAUACUGUGAGUGA
Molecule: messenger RNA, 867 nt
Organism: Penicillium roqueforti
Lineage: Eukaryota; Fungi; Ascomycota; Eurotiomycetes; Eurotiales; Aspergillaceae
Product: oxidoreductase, short-chain dehydrogenase/reductase family
Exons: 6
Coding region: 1-867 (288 amino acids)
Molecular function (GO): oxidoreductase activity
Source: RefSeq, a predicted model, not a curated record